UGCACACCAGCUCAGCAGCCAUAGAUAGCUCAAACAACAGAGCGGGCUGUGGGGGGGGCAGCAGGGGUGUGCGUCCUGCAGCAGAUGGGAGCAAGCAAAAAAACUGGACUCUGUGGAAAGGUUGGUUUGAUGGCUCUCGCAUGCGUUUAGAAACUGAUCCAUUUUCCAAAGUGUCAUUCAGACACUUUCCAUGACUCAUAAAAAACAAGCAACCGCACUUAUCCUCAGACUGGCAGGGAGGGAAGCUGAGAGAAGUUCUCCAUGGAGCUCAGCAGGAUAUCUUUAUGUUUCUGCAACAGGAAUCCUGCUUCUGAAGCAUUAGAAAGAUCAACAGAAAGCUUUCAGUAAUUUGUUAGGAUUAGUUAAGAGUAACAUUUUAAAGGACUGGAUUUAAAUAAGUAGGGAGGGUGUGCAUCCAAAGAAGCCCUGAAGGUCACUAGAGAAACCAUGGAUGAAGCUGAGGUAGGAGCUCAGGAGGUAACGGUGAGCCAGGCUCUUGCUGGGUUCAAGGUCACGCUGGAAGCUGCUGUGAGGGAAGUUCAUGUGGACGUGAGCGCCUUCAAGCAGCGCAUCGAGCAACGGAUGGACGAGCUGUGUGUGUCCAACCGGCCCUUGACCGAGGCGGUGUCCAGACUGCAGGAGGAGAACCUGCAGCUCAGGGCCAAGCUUGAGGCGCUGAGCCACCUGGUGGAGGGCCUCACAGGGCUGAGGAGGAAUGAUAAGGAAAGCCGAGAGGAGACGGGGCCUCCUAACUGUGUUGGACCAGAAACUGGUUGGAGUGUUUCUGCACAACCUGGAGCAUCAGGAUCUGCUGCUGCAACAGAAAACAUCCCUGCUCCUCCUCCAUGGAGACAGAGGAGACAUGCAGAAACUAAUGGCACCACUGCGAAAGAAGGCAAAGAGAACUCCGAAGAAGCCCCAGAUGCUCAGGAGAAUCAUAAACAAGGAAUCAAGUUGGAAAGCUGUGAAGAUGCCACGCCCGACUCCCACCGGACUCUGUCCUCUGCAACAGAAACCCUCAGUCCAACCAACCAGGAGGAACCAGGUCUGUCGACCAAACUGCAUCUUCCUCUAACUGGGAUGACUAAAACCAGCUCAGAUUCUACCCCAGGCACUCCAUCUCCAACUUCGACGGCCAAAACCAGCAACGAAUCCCAGAGUAUUCUAAAAAGUGCUGAAGAACUGCAGCCCCACCUGCCUGUCACUGCCAUGACCACCAAAGCCGGUCUGGAGGGUUUCCUUUCUCCGGCAUCGGGGCGGAAAGCUGCAGUAGAUCGUUUAGUUACUGGAGGAACAACUCGGAAUAUCCAGGACCAAUCUGACUCUCAGGCUUGGUCUCAUCUUCCCAUCUCUGCUGCCACCAAAGCCAGCUCAGAUGUUCCUUCAGCUUCUAAAUCUGAUCCACCUUCUGCUUCACGCCUGAACCCUCCAAUGCAAGAAUCGGCCACAGCAAAGCAAAGCGAUCAUUCAGUCAGAUGUGACAUAAAUGAACCCCGAUCCCACCUGCCUCUCUCUGCUAUAACCAGGCCAAACGCAGAGCCGGCUGUUUCAGCUCAGCCUCUCCCAACAUCACUGGACCUCACAGUAAAACCAGGGGAAUAUCCCUUUAAGAGAGCACCGGUUCUAAAGGCGCCGAGUCCAAGUUUAAAGAGGAGUGUGAGUUUUCCUCAACCUGCAGAAAAACUACUUCCUUCCAAAUCCUUCAUAAAAUCUGGAUUCUCACCCAGACUGGAUAACAGAUCUAACAACUCUGGGGGGGUUGAGUUAAAAAAAGAAACACUCAAAUCCCAAACACUUCCACGCUCCAACGGGGCCCAGGCCAAACGCGCCCUUUUUGAGAGGAUGAACUCGGAGCCCAUAAAGCCAAAGGAUUCCAAGCCCAAGCUAAAGCGCUCCCAGAGUUUCGGCGUUUCCAGCGCCAGUGGGAUAAAGCAAAUCCUUCUGGAGUGGUGCCGCUCCAAAACCAUUGGUUAUAAGAACAUAGACAUCCAGAACUUCUCGUCCAGCUGGAGUGACGGCAUGGCCUUCUGCGCUCUGGUCCACUCUUUCUUCCCACUGGAGUUUGAAUACAACGCUCUGAAUCCGGCGAACCGUAAACAGAACCUGGAGCUGGCCUUCACUACAGCAGAGGAGCAGGCCGACUGCCUGCGGCUGAUCGAAGUGGACGACAUGCUGGAGAUGGGGGACAAACCGGACCCCAUGUGUGUUUUCACCUACGUCCAGUCCCUCUACAAUCACCUGAAGAAGUUUGAAUAGCUCUGCAUCAGAGUAGUUUACAGAAUCUACAUGUUGUUUUAUACCGAGUGGGUGUUUAUCAGUCGAUUGCUUUUUGUUGUUUUUUUUUAGACGUGUGGUUUUAGAAAAUAAGAAUUGAUUCUUUCUGACAUGUUGAUGUCCGCGGACAGGAGAGACCAUCAGGAGCCAGACUGGACGAAGCUAAAGCAGUUUCAUUGCAUGACACUAACCUUACACGUAUGUUUGCACUACGUAUGUUUACACUGUUAAACUCUGACACUACGGGGAACCUGACCUAAUAGGAACCACAGAAAGCAUAGAGACACGGUUUUUCAAUGUUAAUACUGUUUUGGUUGGAGGUGUUUUUCACAUGGAAAAGGUUCAAUAAGUGGGGGAUCUACUCUAUGAAAGAAUGGAUGUCGCCAUCUGCUGGUGGAAUGAAAGAAGAGCAAAUGCUGCUCAUCUGAAGUAAUAUUAAAUUACUUCAUUGAUUUAAUGAACUCUGGAGGUUUUUCACCAAGUCAUGAAUGUUUUAAUUGUUAGCAUGGUUCCUAACUGGUCUGAAAAAGUUUGGAGCCUGAAUUAAGUAUUUUACCUGUUAAGAAAGUAGGAGCUUUUGUUUUUAUAUUUCCCACCGUCUAAAUGAGUCCUUCCUUCCUUCCUUCCUUCCUUCCUUCCUUCCUUCCUUCCUUCCUUCCUUCCUUCCUUCCUUCCUUCCUUCCUUCCUUCCUUCCUU
Messenger RNA from Cyprinodon tularosa, 2971 nucleotides. Its product is annotated as smoothelin-like protein 2. NCBI's taxonomy places the organism in Eukaryota, Metazoa, Chordata, Actinopteri, Cyprinodontiformes, Cyprinodontidae. Gene Ontology annotation, biological process: actin cytoskeleton organization. Gene Ontology annotation, molecular function: protein binding. Bases 448 to 2256 code for a protein of 602 amino acids. The record is from RefSeq and is a predicted model, not a curated record. The transcript is spliced from 12 exons. Gene Ontology annotation, cellular component: filamentous actin; microtubule organizing center.